This is a messenger RNA of Stereum hirsutum FP-91666 SS1, 222 nucleotides long. RefSeq lists its product as uncharacterized. NCBI's taxonomy places the organism in Eukaryota, Fungi, Basidiomycota, Agaricomycetes, Russulales, Stereaceae. Bases 1 to 222 code for a protein of 73 amino acids. The transcript has a single exon. The record is from RefSeq and is a predicted model, not a curated record.
AUGUAUGAACAACAGCGCUGGACGACUUGUCCAUGCGAUACUCUGUUGGCGACUCGGAUGCUAGAAGAGCUCGAGCGCCGUUUCGUUAUAUACAAAACUGCAUCGCCCCCGGGUCCAGUGCGCUUGCCGUUCAAACAUGAUGAACAGCUCGGCGGGACUCUCCUCACACUGCUCGUUGACGAUCAUCCGUGGUUCUUUUACUUUACCGUUCUUCUUGCUUAA